This is a messenger RNA of Acytostelium subglobosum LB1, 1476 nucleotides long. RefSeq lists its product as hypothetical. NCBI's taxonomy places the organism in Eukaryota, Evosea, Eumycetozoa, Acytosteliales, Acytosteliaceae. The transcript has 5 exons. Gene Ontology annotation, molecular function: guanyl-nucleotide exchange factor activity; protein binding. The annotation marks the transcript as partial. The record is from RefSeq and is a predicted model, not a curated record.
AUGAUAACAGUAAAGGCAAAUCAUUAUUUAUCACAAAAGAGAGCAGCGAUUAAAUGGAUUGAAGUAGUAUUGGAUAUAAAGAUUAAUAGUGGAGCAAGUGAUUUCAUUAGUACACUGUAUGAUGGUGUGUUGCUAUGUAGAGUGAUGCAAACCAUCAGUCCAGGCUUGAUGCCACGUAUCUCUGUACCAGACCCAAACACACCUCGUACAAUAAUCCAAUUCAAGAACAGCGAGAAUAUAUCAUUCUUCUUGCAGGCCUGUCAGGACAUGGGCGUGCCUCGUCACAAGCGCUUUGCGCUGGCCGAUCUUUGCGCGGCGCACCCCACCUACACCAACAUCCGCCGCAUUAUCGACACACUCGAAGCCAUCUGCAAGCUGGCCAACGCCGACCCACAGUACGAAUUUGACGUGCCAUGGCCCAUUGUCGACGCCAAGGACGAGAAGUUCACAGAGAGCGAGCUGGUCGAGGCCGAAGGCCUCCUGGCGCAGUUCACCAUCAGGGAGACCAAGCGACAAGAGGUGAUCAAGAAGAGCCAGGCGCGCUCCGUGCCUGGCAGUGACUUCUCCGUGUCAGCAACAAAGAAUCAACUGUUUCAACAUGUUGCCGAUCAGAAGAAGAUGUAUCCUGAUAACUCGCCAAAGAGAUACAGCUUGCUUCUCAAGGACAUGAUAGCACAUACAUGGGAAUCACAUCCUGAUUACAAGUCGUUGAAGGAGGCAUUUGACUCGAUGAAUACUGUGGCCGAGAAGAUGAAUGAGGCCAAGCAACAGGCGGAGAAUAGAUUGAAGUUGGCAGAGAUACAGGAGAAGUUGGCAGGUGGCAGCGAGUCCUUUGUAAAGGCCAGCAGACGAUUUGUAAAGGAAGGCGAGUUCAUGGAGGUUGGCGGUGGCACCAAGGCCAAGAAGACACCACUCAUUCUCUACCUGUUCAAUGAUAUUCUGGCGGUCACCAAGCCAUCCAAGUCAUCAGGAUCAUUCUUUGGCAAGCAAAAGACCAUUCGACUACAGUUUGAGAAUAGUUACAAGCUAACCAAUCUCAAGCUUCGUCAACUCGAAGACACAAGCUCAUACUCCAACGCGAUCAAGAUAUCAACCAACAGUGACAAUGCCAUCGUUAUAUGUGCAGCGGACAGUGAUACAUUGGAAGAUUGGAUCGCAGCCAUCAAGGCUGAGAAGGCUGAGGCUGAGAAGACACAGAAGGAUCAAGAUGAGAGGAUUACGUCAAGUGUGAGCGAGAAGGUCGCCGAUACCAAACAGAAGCUGGAACAACAAUUCGUUUCAAGGACAUCAGGUCAAUAUGCUCCAAUCGACCCUGAUGCACAAUCACCUCCACUCGAUUCGGAUAACUCAAGUUCAACAGGAUCCAAUGUUGAUAAAACUGGAUCACCAUCAACACCAGGAAAGAUGAGUCUGCGAGAAAAGAGAAUGAAGUUGGUACAAGAGUCAAGAAGUAAUAGAUCCAGUGUAUCAUCAUCA